CCGAGGGUCGUGGACGUAUACGACCUUUCACUAUUAAAUGUUACGCGAGUUUAUAUUUUAAAAUAAUAUUAUUGAAAAUUAUAAUAUUGUGAAUAGUGAAGUGAAAACAGGCGCCUUUCAAAAGAGCUUUAUUGUUUGAUGGUGGCAUUAAAUAUACAAGUGACAAGAUGGCGGCGAGCCGGCAACUUCGGCUGCUGCUGUGGAAGGACUACCUCAUUAGGAAAAGAAAUCCGAUAACACUGGCAGGCGUUGUGUGGGGCACUGUCGUCAUAAUGAGUCUCUACAUCGUAAGGAUCAACGUUGACAACCAAGAUUAUCCCACGUGUCAGUUUCCUGCCCGCGCGCUGCCCACUGCGGGAGUCAUGAACUUCCUGCAGUCCUUUAUUUGCAGCGUCAACAACGAAUGCUCUCCAAUGGAGGAAUACGAAGAGAUACCCUCGUAUUCUAAAUCUAAGUUGACACAAAUAAAGCAGCAGUUCGCACCGUUGUUCUCAAACUCCUCGAUUCUGGAAACAGCAUCGUCGAUGCCAGACGCGCUCAAGCUGCUCGCCACUGUGUCAGAGGUCGCUGAUGUUCCCGACUUUGUCUAUAUAGCCAAGCAUGGUCUACGCGUAAAAGAACUGUUCCGGAAUCCUGACAGAGUUAAGCGAUAUUUAAAAAUAGAAAUAGAAAUUGAGGAACCACUCGCCAACAGUUUGAUGGAUUCAGCAUUAAGUUUUGAGGGUAUUAUGCAAGGAAAGUUCAACACAUGUGACAUAGAUUCGAUGACAAAAACAAUAAAAAUGGAUAAAAAUAACAUGGAGAUGUUUGUGCAGAAGAUUUGUUCACUUUCUUCAUCAAGCAUGCAAAAAUUGACCAUGGACUUAUUACUAGAGAUGGAUUUGGGCAAAUAUUUACAGAUGUUAGGCAACAUGUACUACAAGUUAUCGAAAGACGAGAGGAUGUUAGAUUUGGGGAAGAUGGCUGGUGCGGUGCUGCGCAUGGCGUCACUGCAAAGUUUCCUGCCGCCGGAGGUCACUGAGAUCCUGCAUAAUGAGACUCCUGACUUCACAUACAUACAACUUGAUGUGAUUUCCAACGUCCUUGACUACUUCGAACCGAAUUUCGGCGAGACACAGUCUUUCAAAUUUAUCAGAGACUUCGCAGAUUCAGCCGUAAUGGUCGUUAAAUAUUUAAAUAAAUUCUUAGAAAAGCAAAGAAUGAAGUCUAUUGGAACAAAUAAUGGACUAUCUACUUAUAGUGUAAUGGGAGAAAAUAAAUUAAGAUCAACUGUGAAUGGCGUGUCCAAUAUAUUUUCUAAUGCUAAGGAAGCCUUCCAAGAUUUAACUGACAACAGUGUUUCCAUUGAUAUAUUCAACGUAUUGUCUCGUAUUACAAAUUUCAUUUACAAAUGGCUGCCGGAUAAGACGAAGCAUGAUGUAUUAUUCUACUCCACCCUGGUGACGAAACUGAUAGAGGAGGCGGAGAAAGUGAUCUACAUUAACGUGCACUUGGAGGAAAUAAUGUAUAAUGUCACCCUGAGACAUCCCCAAGGGAUGGAGGCGGUGCUGUCCCUGCCUGCGCACAUUUUUGAAAAGAGCUUAGAGGCUUUAUCCGAUCCGGAAAGAGUUCAGAUUUUAACAUCAAAACUGGACUCUCCUGGUGAGGUAUUUUGUGAUAAAAGAAAGUUACAAAAGUUCUUCGAGAUAGACGUACCAGAAGUGGCCGAGUUACAUGACAAGCUGUGCAAAGACUCGCUGAAGGAAUACCUCAAAGAUAUGAUACACUCUUUAGGAAUCCUCAGCGUCAGGAGCAGUAUUAACGCGAUGGCCUCACUUUUUAUUCAAGAGACUUUAGGAAAAGACACAAAUUCUCAACUUUAUUCUUUAGAUCAUGACUUCGAUGUUCUCAGGAACUUCAGUAGAACUAUUAAUAAUUUGGAUGACGAAGAACCGAGACACGUAAAUUGGAGUAAUGUUAUAGAUGUCAACACAAAUUCUGACAUCGUUAAUAUAAUUCGUAAUAAAAAACACGUUGGAAAUCAUAUCUUAGUCACAGUUCACGUGGCGCUGGCCAAAGCGGUGGUCAAACAGAAUCCUGUAUUAGAAUAUAAAAUAGCGCCAUUCCUAAUAGACGCUACAACGAUUAUAGAAGCUUUGAACAAAGACAUAGAUAACACGCCAGUAGAAGUCGCGGAAAAAGCCAAAAUAUUAUACCCAGCUGUACUUACAACUAUAUUGACUACUGCAUUAGAACAGCAGAAGCUGUUCAAGUUGCUGACAACUUUCAGUCUAGAUUCAAUGUGUAGAGGUGUUGUUACCGCUUCGAAGUAUUUAGAAUUUCCACCAGACGUAAACAAAGAAGAGGUUGUAACAACUCUAUGUAAUAUCAGCGAAGUAUUCGAAAAUGUAUUGAAACGUGAUUCAAAUCUGGGCAAAGCUAUAAAAUUAAUAAUGACAGGAAGUGGAAAAACAUCUGGAAUCCAAUGGACGAAACUCAUAGAAGGUCUUCGGAAUCUGUACAAAAAAAUAGAUAAUUUCUAUCCUUACUUACUUGAAUAUAAAAGCUACGGUAUGAACGAAGAGAUGAGUCGUAAUGUUGCGAACAUGAUAAAAGAAGUUAAGAAAUUCUGGUUCAGUCCAAGAAAUUGGAGCAUGACCUUAAGUAUGAAACUGGCAUUUGAAAUCUUAGAUCUUAUGGACCGGGAUAUCUUCGAUAUAACGAGCGACGUUUGGCUUCAGUUUAAAUACGGCAUCGGUGUGAUUACGGGCCCGAUGCUGCUCAUAGACGAUGUGGUGAAGUUAAUUCAAGCUAUUCUAAAAAACGAAACGAUUACAUCUCCCUUACCGUCAGACACGGUAGCCAGCUUGAAGCGAGUCAUUCCUUACUUCCCGCAGCUGCUUCACGAGACAGUCGACCUGGUGGCCAGAGAUGACACAAAGAUAGAACCAAUAAUAGAAAUAAUGAACGCAAACAAAUCAUGGCCGUGUUCCGACACCAGUUUGGGUGACAUUCUGAAGUUGACCAACUCUUCCAAAGAGACUGUGAGAGGCAUAGAAAGCCUACUGUGUAUGUCUCAAAGUACACAGAACGAAUGGAACUUGUAUUUAAAAUCUAAAUAUAUUUUUAGAGACCAGUCAAAUCUAAACAGCAAAGACUUUGGGCCGCACAUAUUUCUCCGUUUUUCGGGAGCAUUUGAUUAUUUUAUAGAAGACUUUGAUAUAGUCAAAAAUAUUUUGCUGGACGCACUAGACGAGCCUGCCGAUAGCGUUACAUUGAUGACAGCCUGGCGACAUGCUGUCGAUGUGUUAAAUAAUACACAAAGCGUCCCAAUUUUAAGGAAUCUUUUCACCAAGAUGGACGUUGUGUUGAACUCAAUUCAUGUGCCAGUGAAGCCUGGCACUCCUUUGGUCAGUUUGUGGCGGUCUUUGUUGAACUGCGAGGGCGAUUGCAGCGACCUCGCUCGCACCACAGUUCUUAACAUUCUCAAGUUCCUGUCGCUCACCGUCAGCAAUGUAGCUGAUGACCUGUUGUCUUAUUUUAAAGAGAUCAAUGAACCGGACGCAAAUUUACUCCAACUGGUGGGUUUUACAAAGAAAACGAGUCUGUACUUGCUAUAUGAAAGGUUGCCGGACUUUAUCGGAGUGUUGGCAAACUCAUUCGUUGAUUUCGGCUUCAUGAGCCAGAUCCGACGCGCAACACAAAGUACUUUCUGGGAUUGCGAGGCCGUCGUGAAGAGUCUGGUGCCGGCGCCGGGCGGACCCAUCGAUCAGGACAUCAUCGCUCGGGUACAGCCCUUCGUCUGCCCCUCCUUCCUCUACUGGAUCUCGCUGCCUAGAGGAGAUAACGUCAUCAUGGAUGUAGUUGCUAAACCUCAAUACUAUUUCUUUACAUCUUUAGUAGAUGAUUUGAACAGUACCUUCGAAAGCGCAUAUAACAAGGCAAAUGAAUUAUCGACCUUCAUGAGAGAACUCGCGCACAACAAAAGUAAUAUCAAAGAAAACAUUAACAUCGACAGUAUGAGGGAAAAACUUAUAAAAUCUGUCGAUAUCAUGCUAAAUUAUAAAAUUAAUAACUCAAACCCUUCCUAUCUCAUGUUUAACGAAGCUAACAAGAAAUUACUGAUAUCUACAACAUAUUUAACUAGAAUAGUUACAAUAAUUAAUAAGGUAUUAGAUAAAAUAGAAAAUGUAAGCAUUCAAGUUCCUAACGUAGACGAAGACAAACUGAAAGCAAUGAAAGAUGAUAUAUCAGCACUUAAAAAAAUAUUCAAAAGAAGACCAACGGACGGUAUUGCAGUAUUUUUCGAUACGAUUACAAAUAAUUUAUUGAAUAACGAAGAAAAUAAAUUAACAAACGCUUUCGUAGAAACAUGCAAUCGUUUAAAGAACAACGAUACAACCAAAGAUAUAUUAAUUGAUAAUGAUAAAGUAAAAGCACAAAUAUGUCAAAUGAAUUACGAUGUAAUAUUUUCUAUGGUCGAUACAGAAAGUGAUUUAGACAAUGCAAGACUGAGCUUACGUCACCUCGUUAAUGUACUACGUAAAGAUGAAGAAGACGUUGAUGAUAUAUCUAAGUUCCUAAAAUCAAGAAAAGAAAUCAUAAAGUCUUUGAAAUUAUCCCUCAAAUACGCCUACGAUCUUGGUAUACCAGUGUAUCUGAAGUACCUUCACAACAACGUGCAGCAUCAAGAAGUCAUCAUCACAUUCUUAUCGGGGGGCAAUUGGUGGAAACAACUGAGGGAAUUAUACAAUGGACCAUUUGCUACCACGUUCUUGAACAAUGUCGAGAAAAUUUUCGACAUAGCUGAUGAUAUUUUGAACAAUUUGGAUAAAAUACGCUGGGUGCGCCUGAUCCGAGAGAUCAAUGUGAACAGCAAGGAAGACUUCUGCAAGUCCAACGUCUCGAUGUCAGAGUACAUCCCGGAUGAGACCGGCGCGCUGGACAGCUUCAAGCAACAGUUCUGCUUAGAUGACACCACGGAACUAGUCAAAGAAUUGAUGCCCUUACGCUUUGCUUCUCAGGUAUUUGACAGUAAUUUAAAAAUAUCAACAGACGUGAACUAUACAGCUCUAAAUAUAGAUAUAACAAGAAUAGAAUCUAAUUUAGAUAAAAUAAUAAACGGGCCGAACUCCCCUCAAACACCGGAAUGGGUGACCGAGAAUAAACUGAAGAGGUUUAGAUCAUCAGCUGUCGCGUUGCUUUCUACGGAAACGCUCACCAAAGCGUCUUUUGGAAUAUUAGCAAACAUUGUUGAUGCCGGUACAUUGUUGCUAAAUAACAGUCAGUGCACUCUUUGCUCUCAAUUCACGACGUGGUUCAAACAGCUAAACCUCCAGUUGUACAAGAAGCAGGAGUACGACAACUUGCUCUGUCACUUGCAGGACAUGGACUUGGUCAAUGUCUACCACACACUAAAGAACGAUUUUCACUGGGAUAUGGCCAUCAAAGAGUUAAUAUCAUUUCGAAAUUAUACAAAGUUUGAACUCAACAAGUCUAUGAACGAGUUCUUAGAGUUGGUGAAGCAACAUCUUCUAGAAGACAUAAUGUCGCCAACCACAAAGAUAUCGCAAUGUCUAACCUACAAUGUUACUAAAAAUGCCUUUGGAAAUGCUACUUUAUUUGCGAAAGUCGUAGCACAUACGUUUAAAUUAAUACGCGCAGAGUUACCUCACUUAAAAGAAGUGGACGGCAUCAAAGAGGUGGAAUAUCUAAAAGAUCUGCAGGCAGCAGUAGCUCACAGACUUGACGUGAAGGUUCCACUCAAAAGUUACUUCAGUAAAAAUUUUGAUGUAACGAAAAAUUUAAAGGAAAUCAUCAAGAAAGAGUAUCUUGUCAAAGCUGUUGAAGAUAGCAAAGUUAGUGUACAAGCUAUAAAUAACCUACAACCGGAUGAUUUAAUAUUUAAAAGUGAUGAGACCUGGCAGGAUCUUUGCGAGAGCUGUGAUUGUAACAAAGUCAUUAGUGUCAUUGUUAAUAACCUAAACAGAACAUUAAUUGAUGAAGAUCUACCAAUGUUGCAAGAUGAAGAGUUCUGGAGUUACAAAUUCAUAUCGAAUAUUCUGGAACAUUUCGAAGCGUUAGUUGGUGACGUGGCUCGACUGUUGGGUGUCGUCAGUACAAUGGACGUGUGGGGUGUGGCGCAAGGCAGGCUGGUUGCUAUCAUUGACACCGCCAUACAACUCCUCACUGAUGAUACACUCGGCAGCAUUGUUUAUAGCUUGCACGGAUUAACAACCGAACUUACACCAUUAAUAAAAGCUUACGAUCUACAAAGUAAUCUGCUCGAUGUCAGCCGUGGCUUACUGGUGCUGCAACAGAUAAGGAACUCAUUAAUUGAGGAAGAUAUUAAAGUUCCAGUAUCGGAGUUAUUCUCUGACCCUGAGGAGCUGGAGGUGGAGCUGAGCGCGCUGGGCAUCAACAACACCAACUUCUGGUCGGUGGCCGCGCCGCGCAUACACGCCGGACAUCUACAGUUCAAACCGAUCCUGGCUUCAAAGGAUACGUUCCACAUCAGGCAAUUGGUAUGCGAGGCGGAGGACCUGGCGCGGGUGUUGGUACCCGCCAAUUUGGAUGUGGUGACCCUGGACGACGUGCUGGGCGCGCUGGCGGAACAGUUCUGCGACCUGGACGAGGAUACAGCCAAGAAGAUCGUGUCCGUCCUACUGCAGAACUUGGACUACUCGUAUAUUAUUAACAAUAUAAAAGACUGGCUACUCCGUGAGCUUUACGCAGCGUCGGAUCUGUCGGCACAGCGCGGCGAGCUGGUGCUGGACAGCUUCCCACAGCUUGCUGCGCUACUGCCCACAGUCAGGGACAGCUUUGAACGCGUUAGCGGGCUGCUGGCUGACGAGCCCGUGCUCGACUACUUCAAGAAGGAUUUCUCCUUUGAUAGUUUGUUUGGAGGUGGCGAGUUCAUGGCGGCGGCGGGCAGGAUGGUGUGCGGCAAACCGUUCAACACGCAAAUCAAUAGGUUCUUCAAGUCCGUCGUCGAAACCAAAGACUUAUCCAGUGAAGCCGAUGCUGAGCAAUUGGAAGUGUUACCGACGGACUUCUGCCGAUCCAUGUACAAACAGAUCGUGAGCGUCGACGGCGGCAAGAUCGUGUGGAGCUUUGUGAAGCCGCUUGUGAUGGGCAAGAUCCUGUACACGCCUGUCACACCCAACGUGCACCACAUCAUACAGAAGGCAAACGAGACAUUUGCACCAAUGGUGCAGAUGGUAGAACUAGUGCAGAGGUUCGCAAACGCAUUUCCCGCGGUGGGGACGUUGUCAUCUCACCGCGACGGCCUUGCAGCCUUACAGCAGCUGCUCGCGGCGCCAGCAACACAAGCAAUCAAGACGGAACUGUUCGGAGACGUGCAAAUACCGGAGAUGGAUGUUGAGAAGGUUUUCAACAAGUUAGGUGAUGUGCAGGACUUGGGCAGCAUCCUGCAGAAGGGCUCCAACAUCCUGGAGUGCGUGAACCUGAACCGCUUCAGACCUGUGUCUGACGAGCACCAGCUCAGCCUCGAGGCUGUCAAACUAUUGAGAGUCAACGAGUUCUCCGCUGGUCUGGUGUUCCUAAAUAAUGAGUCAAGCAUGGAAGUACCACUAAAUGUGGAAUAUAAAAUAAGAAUGGACAUAGAGAAUGUACCAACGACAAGUAGAAAGAAGAAUUAUCUCUGGAUCCCCGGCCCCGAGUCUAACUUCAUAGACAAUAUGCGCUACUUCCGCGGCUUCAUCCAGAUACAAGACAUCAUAGACAAGGCCAUCAUAGAUGUCGCUGCGGACAGUCUGGGAAAGACUCUUGACGUAGACUGGGCGACCUACACUCAGCAAGAACCUUAUCCUUGCUAUAGGAAGGACUUUUUCCAAACAUCUAUAUACGAGUCGCAGUCUCUUAUUGUAGCGUUUUUCUUCUCACUGCUGUUCACAACUACUUCUGUUGUACGCUUCAUCAUCUCGGAGAAGGAAAGUGGUAACACUGUGCUGAUGUCAGUGAUGGGUGUGAACUUGUCGUACCACACGCUGUCGUGGUUCCUGUGGUCGCUGGGCGAGCUGGUGGCGACGGCCGCGUGCAUCGCCGCAGUGCUGUGCGCUGGCGGCAUCCUGCCUCACACAGCGCCUUCUCUUAUCUUCGCGCUCUUGUUCUUGUUUGCCUUCUCAGUGCUGUCUUUCUGUUACAUGAUGUCGAAGCUGUUCCGCGGCGCGAGUGUGGGCGCGGUGUGCUCCGGCCUCGCCUACCUCAUCUCCUUCAUGCCGUUCGUGCUCAUCCUCUCCCUGGAGGCGGUACUCACCAGCUCUCUGAAACUCAUCGUCUGCCUGUCGAUGUCAUCGUCGCUGUGCUACGCAUUCCUGUACAUAACGCGGUACGAGGCGAUGGGCUCGGGUGCGCAGUGGGCCCAGCUGUGGGCGUCGCCCGACGGCGUGGACGACAUGAGCAUCGGUCUCGCCGCGCUCAUAAUGGUGCUCGACGGCAUCCUCUAUAUCCUUAUUGGAUUACUUCUAGAAAGACUUUAUGGCUUCAAAGCUCACCAGGUGAGCGUGGUGGACUGCGAGGCGGCAGGCGAGAAGGCGGGCGUCAGCGUGCUCAACGUGAGCAAGGUGUACGGCGGCGGCAAACUGGCGCUCGACAACUGCUCGCUCGAGCUACACACCGGACAGAUCACCUCCCUGCUCGGACACAACGGCGCUGGCAAGAGCACGCUCAUUAACAUCAUGACAGGAAUGCUGAAGCCGACGCGGGGCAGCGUGGUAGUGCGUUGUGGGGGCGGAGGCGCUGCCGGCGCGCGGCUGGGCGUGUGUCCGCAACGCGACGUGCUCUACCGCCAGCUGAGCGCGCGCGAGCACGUGCAGCUCUACGCGCAACUCAAGAGUGGCCGCGACUUGCACGAGCUGCACGACCAGAUCGAAAGCAUUCUGCGCGUGCUAUCGCUGGGCGCGGUGGCGGAGGAGCCCGUGUGGCGGCUGUCGGGAGGCACGCGGCGGCGGCUGUGUGUCGCGCUCGCCUUCGUCGCAGAACCCGGCCUCGUGGUGCUCGACGAGCCCACCGCUGGAGUCGACCCGGCCGCUAGGAGGGACAUUUGGUCAAUGAUACUGAAGCUGCGUGAGAACAGGACCAUUCUGCUGACGACGCAUCACCUGGACGAGGCCGAGCUGCUCAGCGAUCAGAUAGUUAUCAUGCACAAGGGUCAAAUCCAUACAACGGGCUCACCAAUAGAAAUCAAACGUUCCCUCGGGAGUGGUUACAAGUUGACGGUGAUGUAUCCCGAGACCAGGAGGGGACUGAACGAAGUUUGUGACAUCGUAGAAGAUGAAGAAGCGUGUAUAGAAGAGAAAACAAAACUCCUGCUCGCGACUGUCAGGAAUGUGAUCAGGAAUGCGAAUUUGAUGGAUGUGAAUGAAUCAGAAGUUGAGAUAAAUCUACCAUUCUUCGACCAAGAUGGCGUUAGCAGCAACUACCUCGAGGUGUGCUUGGCUUUGGAAUCGCAGCAGUCAUCGCUGGGCUUCUGUGACUUCAGCCUAGACUGCAGCAGCUUGGAGCAGGUCUUCUUCACCAUCUGCCACCAGGCUGACGCUCCGCUCCAGAACGUUGAAUUAGUUUCAGAUACGCCAUCCAAAAGCGCAUCGACGUCAAGUCUGCGCAAUGACAAAGCCCCACUAGUUCCACGGGACGGCCCACUGGUGGGCUCGAUGUGGGAUCAAUUCCUAGCACUGUUGUACGCCCGAUAUUUACAUUACACCAGAAAUAGGUCACUCCUGUUCAUGCUGGUGGCGCUGCCGUCGCUGUUCGUGUUGAUCUCAAUGGCGUUCUCCAACAUCCGGCCGCCGCCCAACAGUGAGGUAGCCCUACCUCUGUACCGGAUCUACGACAACGCCACCGAAUAUCUCGUUAAAAAGCCAUCGAUUUCUGACGAUAGCGUCAUCAGCUCAUUAUUUGCUCAAGACAUCAUGAACACUCUCAUUGCCGAGAAGCGUGCGAGAAAUUGGACAGAUGAGGACAAUCCGGUAUGUAAUUGCGUGGUCACGAAACAAGAAUGUGAUCUAAGUUCUGUUAAUAUCACCAAUCUGCCUGAACUGAUGCUGUUGCCUGAUACGACCGCUCUCAACAACUGGAUAGUAGCCUCACACGAUGUCUACAUUGAGAAGAGAUAUGGCGGCUACUCGUCAGUGAUCAAGAACAACAUAUCAAACCUCGUGGUGUGGUACAACAACAAGGGGCACCACGCCAUGCCCAUGUACCUCAGUGCGCUACACUCUGCGGUGCUGCGCGCAGCCAGCGGACGACUCUCAGCAAAUAUCACCACCUACACGCACCCACUCAAGAUAUCCGACGAACCCAUCAACAAGGAUACUGUUUACCAGCACAUCGCGGACGCGGGGGUGUCGGCGAUGUUGCUGAUAGCGUUCAGUCUGGCGAGUGCGGGCGGCGCGGUGCGGCUGGUGACUGCGCGCGCCUCGCACCAGCAGCGCCUGCAGCUGCUCGCCGGAGUCACGCCCGCACUCUACUGGGUCACAGCGCUAGUCUGGGACAUGAUGGUAAUUAUAGUGAACAUCAUAAUCACGGCGGCGGUCCUGCAGGCGUUCCACUUCCCAGUCUUCGUCUCGAGGAACAAUUUGCCCGCCAUUUGCCUUCUCCUCUUUUUAUACGGGUACGGGUGCGCGGGUGUGGUACACGUGGCGUCCCGGCUGUUCACGCAGCCCAGUCUCGCCAACAUGAUCCUCUUCUGCGCUAACACCUUCGUAGGCAUCGUCGGCAUUGCUCUGCUGCUCAUUCUCGACAUCAUCUCUGAAUCUGAUGCAACCGAUAGAGCGCGUUGGGUGCUGCACAAGAUCUUUAUGCUGAGUCCACAGUUCACUCUCGGAGACGGAGUGCUGGAGAUCGCUAAAAACACAAUAAGAGCACAGGUGCUGGGCCAGUUCGGUAUGGAGACAUACCAGGACCCGCUGAGCAGCGACCUCAUCGCCUACCACUACCUGGCUCUCGUCCUCGUCGGCACCGUGCUGCAUCUCCUCAACCUUGCCAUCGAAUACGACUGCUUUGAAGUUCUACUUGCUAAGUUCCGUUCGGAGUACAUAGAGCCGCUGCCGGACAGCGAGCUGGACCCCGAGGUGGUUGCGGAGCGGCGCCGCGUGCUCGCCGCGCGUACGCCGCUGCGUCUUAGGACUAUUGGCAACAUUAAUGCAGGUUUCCUGGACAUGGAGGAGAAGAAAGGUCCGGUACCUGAGGUGUCAGUGGGCGAGGUAGCGGCAUGUGUGAGGCUGGGCAAAGUCUACCCCACGUUGGCUGGUCACCGUCUCGCCCUACGAGACCUCACCAUCGCCAUACCAUCCGGACAGUGUACGGCGUUGCUGGGUCAGAACGGCGCCGGGAAAUCUACGACUUUCUCUAUGCUGACCGGUGAAGUGAGGCCCAGCUCCGGUCACAUCUGUCUCCGCAACAUCCGCGCACGACCCACAGAUCUUUGCAAAGGAUUCAUCAGUUACUGUCCACAAAGUGACGCCAUCGAUCCACUGCUGACGGUGAGGGAGACGCUGAAGUUCUACUGCAGGUUGAGAGGUAUACAGGACCAGGACGAGGUGAUAAGAAGAACGAUAGAGACAUUUGAUUUAACCAAAUACCGAGAUGUGCGCAGUGGUCUGCUGAGUGGUGGCAACAAGCGCAAGUUGUGCACCGCCAUCGCGUUCAUGGGCAGGACACCGCUCGUGCUGUUGGAUGAACCCACCAGUGGCAUGGACCCCGGCUCUCGCACGUGUGUGACGCGCGGCGUGCAACGCGCGUGCAGCUCCGGGCGCGGCGUGCUGCUGGCCACGCACGCGCUGGACGACGCACGCCGCCUCGCCGCGCGCGUCGCGCUGCUGCAGGCCGGCACUCUGCGCGCGCUCGCUCCUCUACACCACUGCUUGAGAAGGUUUGGUGGGGGGCAGGCGGUGUGGUGGCGGGUGCGGGGCGGGCGCGGGGCGGUGCGGGGGGCGUGGCGCAGGCUGCAGAUGGCGGCGCCGCACGCGCAGCUUCAGGCGCUGCACAACAACGCGCUGCACUUCCUGCUGCCAACACACUGCAUUGUGGAUGGUAAGGAAGUUCACACUCGUGUGAGCGAGGUGUUCCGGCUGACGGCAGAGCUUCACGACGCUUGUGACAUCGAGGACUUCACAGUCAAUCAGAGCUCGCUCGACCAGAUGUUCCUACAAUUCGCGGGGUCGAGCAGGUCGCGGGGCACCGAGCUGGAGGAGCAGGAGUCCGACCCCGCACCCCCCACCCUCAACUGUGACGUCAGCGACAUCACCGCACUCUGAUCACAUAACACACAUUGUAUGCCUACGGAAAGAAUUAAAACUUAAUUUAUUUGACACACUCAAAGUUGUUAAAUGGUUGAGUGAUAGUCCUUAGGGAAUAAACACACUAAGGUGUGGGAGUAAAGUAUUUAUGAACUAGUAAUAUUACUUGUAAAAAAUUAUAUUUAAUAUGCAAUAGUGGGUUAACACUAAACUUGAUACCAUGACAUUAUUUUAGAAUAACUUAC
This is a messenger RNA of Papilio machaon (common yellow swallowtail), 12484 nucleotides long. RefSeq lists its product as uncharacterized. Gene Ontology annotation, molecular function: ATP hydrolysis activity; ABC-type transporter activity; ATP binding. Lineage: Eukaryota; Metazoa; Arthropoda; Insecta; Lepidoptera; Papilionidae. The transcript is spliced from 70 exons. Gene Ontology annotation, cellular component: membrane; intracellular membrane-bounded organelle. Gene Ontology annotation, biological process: transmembrane transport; lipid transport. The record is from RefSeq and is a predicted model, not a curated record. Bases 168 to 12257 code for a protein of 4029 amino acids.